Culicoides brevitarsis is the source of this 1102-nucleotide messenger RNA. It is a transcript of the gene koko, whose product is annotated as cyclin-Q. Gene Ontology annotation, biological process: regulation of transcription by RNA polymerase II. NCBI's taxonomy places the organism in Eukaryota, Metazoa, Arthropoda, Insecta, Diptera, Ceratopogonidae. Gene Ontology annotation, molecular function: cyclin-dependent protein serine/threonine kinase regulator activity. The transcript has 5 exons. Gene Ontology annotation, cellular component: nucleus. The record is from RefSeq and is a predicted model, not a curated record. The coding region runs from base 212 to 970 and encodes 252 amino acids.
AUUAGCAGGACAGAAUACCAUUGUUUUGUUAGUCACGACAGCUGUUUUUCUCGAAUUAUUUCCAAUAAAUAAUUCAAACAAAUCAUAAAAGUCAGUCAAACACGAACCAGAAACUCCAAAUAACACAUCGAAAUAAUUAAAAAUACCACUUGAAGUUAGAAAUAAUCGGAAAAUAAUUCACAAAGAGAAAAAUUAUCAGACGUCGUGAAAAAUGGACAUCAUGCAAUCGCAAAUGAUGCCUGAAAAAAUUCCCGUUAUCACUUAUGUGACGGAUUAUAAAAAAUCCAAUGGAAAAGGUUUUGCAGCGAGAUUUCUCUUCGAGUGUGCCAUGAAAUUAGAAAUGAAACCUCUCACAUCGGCAACUGCCGCGAUUUUGUUCCAUCGGUUCUUUAGUGAAGUUGAUCCAGCUGAUUAUGAUGAAUAUAUGAUUGCCGCUUCUUGCUUGUAUCUCGCCGGUAAAGUUAAAGACGAUCCAAUUAAAAUUCGUGACGUGAUAAAUGUGGCUUACGGUACAAUGAACCGUAAUUCUGCGCCCCUUGAAUUAAAUGACGAAUACUGGACGAUGCGCGACUCGAUUGUGCAAGCCGAAUUACUGAUUACGCGAAUUUUGAAGUUUGAUCUCAGCACCGUGCAUUCUCACAAGUACCUCCUGUAUUACAUGAAGACCCUGGUUGAAUGGUUUGGACAGAAAUUGUGGUCCGAGUUUCCGAUUCCGAAGACGUCAGCAGCAUUUUUACAGGAUUUCCAUCAUAAUCCAGCCAUAAUAGACUACAAACCAUCUCACGUUGCCAUCUGUUGCCUUUCCCUUGCCUUCCAAGUUUACGGCGUCAAUGUUCCCCUCACCGGCGAAGUAAGCGAAGAUGGACUUUGGUACUCGGUAUUCGCAAAAGACUUGACAAAAGACCUCCAUUGGGAGAUUGUGCAGAAAAUCAUGGAGACCUACGACUACGAAAAAGACGAUUCGAACUGAAAAACUUCCACACACUUGCAACUUUUUUCUACGAGACUUAGUUUUUAAGGCACUUAAAUAAGUUACAAAUUUUGUACUUAAAGUUGUUAAAUAAAUUUCCUCUCUCAUUUUUAAGAUUAAAACAGCACAUUU